AUGGAGGAACGAGGGAAAAAGGGAAAAAAGGGAGACGAAGAGAAAGAGAAAGAGGAGGAACGAGGAAAAAAGGAGACGAAGAGGAAAGAGAAAGAUGGAGGAAGGAACGAGAAAAAGGGGGAACAAAGAGAAGAGAAAGAUGGAAAGGAGGAACGAGAAAAAGGUGAAGGAACGAAGAGAAAGAGAAAGAUUGGGAAACGAAGAAAAAGGGAGACGAGGAGAAAGAGAAAGAUGAGGAACGAGAAAAAGGAGAGACAAAGACAAAGAGAAAGAUGGAGGACGAGAAAAAAGGGAGACGAAGAGAAGGGAGAAAGAUUGAGGAAACACGAGAAAAAGGAUUGGACGGAAGAGAAGGAGAAAGAUUGA
Macrobrachium nipponense is the source of this 366-nucleotide messenger RNA. RefSeq names its product nucleolar protein 58-like. Lineage: Eukaryota; Metazoa; Arthropoda; Malacostraca; Decapoda; Palaemonidae. The transcript has a single exon. Bases 1 to 366 code for a protein of 121 amino acids. The record is from RefSeq and is a predicted model, not a curated record.